AGUGGCUCUCCGACAGUCUCUCUGGGCAUCUCCAAGGAGCCCCGCUCCCCCGAAGGGGAGCCUCUCCGCUCACACUCUCUCUCUCUGCCUCUCACUGUCUCACUGUCUCACUCAGACACCACACAACUGCCGAAAGGCAGUACAAAAUAAGGGAAACGGGACCAAGGGGUUUUAUCCCCUACAACACACAAGCCGAUCAAGAAAAAGAAAGUUUGGUCAAGAAUCCUCUAACUAUAAAUAGCUAGUUCGUGUACACUGUCAUUCCCAACUACCUCCUUCCACUUAUAAUCAAUGGAGAAAAUCCAUGAACAUUUCUUCUCAGCAAGUCUCAACCACUUCUUCUUUUCCACUAUGAUGAUGAUGGUGGUGGUGGUGAUGGUUGUCCAUGGCCAUAGCCAUGGCCAUCCGUCGGACCAAGCGGGUCGACUCAGUGCCUUGUGGGAUUAUACGGAAAACCCGACUCAGGGAGUUGAGGUUGAUGAUCAUGACUUGAACAUGGUGUCAAAUAGCUUGAUUGGUGAUGAAGUAGGGUAUCAUGAUAAUCAAGUGGGGAAGAUGGAGGAUGAUCUAAUUCAAGGCGGGCUUCCGGGCCAGCCCUCCAGGUCGAAUUUCAAGCAAUAUGCAGGGUACGUGAGUGUUGAUGAACCCAAAGGCCGAAGUCUUUUCUAUUAUUUCGUCGAGGCUUCCCUUAAUCCUUCUUCCAAGCCACUUGUUCUUUGGCUUAAUGGAGGGCCAGGUUGUUCAUCAGUUGGGAUAGGUGCCAUGGUAGAGAUUGGGCCUUUUGGUGUGAAACCAGAUGGUAAAACGCUUUAUACAAGAAAACAUGCUUGGAACAAAGUUGCGAAUGUCUUGUUUGUGGAGUCCCCAGCAGGAGUUGGAUUCUCCUACUCCAACACUACGUCGGAUUACAACUUGUCCGGGGAUAAAAGGACAGCUCAGGAUGCAUACACCUUCCUAUUAAAUUGGUUCAGACGAUUCCCGCAGUACAAGGAUCGGGACUUCUACAUUACUGGAGAAAGUUAUGCGGGGUUCUACAUCCCAGAGCUGACAGAUACUAUUAUCAAAGGCAACAAAGAGGCAAACCCUUCCUCAAUUAUCCAACUUAAGGGGAUAAUGAUAGGAAACGGUGUAAUGAACCUCGAAACAGAUCGAAGAGGAAGAUAUGAUUACACUUGGAGCCAUGCCUUGAUCUCGGAUGAAACUCAUCGGGGUCUUAUAGAGAACUGCCUUACUUCCAGCGGCCCAAAAUGUGAUGAAAUUAGAGGGAGAAUCGGUGAUGAAAUGGGUGACAUAGAUUUAUACAACAUCUACGCCCCCCAGUGUUUGAAUUCCUCUCAAUUGUGGAAACAGUCCAAAUGCCGCGGAGGUUAUGAUCCCUGUGAGGAAGAUUAUGUUCGGACUUAUCUCAAUCUUCCUCAAGUACAGGAAGCUUUACAUGCCAACAGAACAAAACUGCCCUAUACAUGGGAAGCUUGCAGUGUUGUGCUUACUGCUUGGAAGGAUAGGCCAUCAACCGUGUUUCCAAUAUAUAGAAGGCUCAUUGCCUCUGGUGGUCUUCGGAUACUUCUUUAUAGUGGCGACGUGGAUGCAGUGGUUCCGGUGUCUAGCACUCGGUACUCCAUUGAGGCCUUAAAUCUUAAAGUUGUCAAAGCUUGGCAUCCGUGGUUGGAUGCUAUCGGAGAAGUGGCUGGAUAUGAAGUGGUUUACAACGGAUUAACAUUUGCAACAGUUCGAGGCGCUGGUCAUCAAGUCCCACAGUUUAAGCCACAGAGAGCUCUGGCCCUAUUCAAGAAGUUCCUAGCAGGACAUUAUUCUUCCUCGAAUGUGAAAUGCAAAGAGUAUUCCAAAGUUUUAGCAGCAAGUUUUUGUACAUUCACAAAGUCUACCUCCUUGCUCUCAUCAUCAAUGGGGAAGAACCAUGAACAUAUCUUCUCUGCAAAUCUCAUACACUUCUUCCUUUCCAUUAUGGUGAUGUUGAUGAUGAUGAUGGUGAUGGUCCAUGGCAUUAGCCAUGGCUAUCCAAUGGACCAAGCGGGUAGACUCAUGGCCUUGUGGGAGUAUUCUAAAAACCCAUCUCAGGGACUUGAAGUUGAUGAUCAUAACUUGAAUGUGGUGUCAAAUAGCUUGAGUGGUGGUGAUGAUGUAUAUUAUGAUCAAGUGGGAAAGAUGGAGGAUGAUCUAAUUCAAGGUGGGCUUCCAGGUCAGCCCUCCGGGUUGAAUUUCAAGCAAUAUUCAGGGUAUGUGAACGUUGAUGAAUCCAAAGGCCGAAGUCUUUUCUAUUAUUUUGUUGAGGCUUCCCUUAAUGCCUCUUCCAAGCCACUUGUUCUUUGGCUAAAUGGAGGGCCAGGUUGUUCAUCACUUGGGAUAGGUGCCAUGGUAGAGAUUGGGCCUUUUGGUGUAAACCCUGAUGGUAUAACGCUUUAUGCAAGAGAACAUACUUGGACUGAAGUUGCGAAUGUGUUGUUUGUGGAGUCCCCAGCAGGGGUUGGAUUCUCCUACUCCAACACAACAACCGAUUACAACUUUUCCGGGGAUAACUGGACAGCUCAGGAUGCAUACACCUUCCUGUUGAAUUGGUUCAGAAGAUACCCGCAGUACAAGGAUAGGGACUUCUAUAUUGCAGGAGAAAGUUAUGCAGGGUUCUACAUCCCAGAGCUUACAGAUAUCAUUAUCAAUGGUAACAAAGAGGCAGACCCUACCUCAAUGAUCCAACUUAAGGGUAUAAUGAUAGGGAAUGGGAUACUGGACCUUGAAACGGAUCGAAGAGGAAGAUACGAUUACGCUUGGAGCCAUGCCUUGAUCUCGGAUGAAACUCAUCAGGAACUUAUAGAGCACUGCCUUUCCUCCAACAGCCCAAAAUGCAACAAGACUAGAGGGAGUGUCGGCAAUGAAAUUGGUAACAUUGAUUUAUUCAACAUCUACGCCCCCCAGUGUUUGAAUUCCAAUCAAUCAUGGAAACAGCCCAAAUGCCGCGGAGGUUUUGAUCCCUGUGAAGGAAAUUAUGUUCGCACUUAUCUCAAUCUUCCUCAAGUACAGGAAGCUUUACAUGCCAAUAGAACAAAACUGCCCUACACAUGGGAAGCUUGCAGUGUCGUGCUUACUGCUUGGGAGGAUAGGCCAUCUACCAUGUUUCCAAUAUAUAGAAGGCUCUUUGCCUCUGGUGGUCUUCGGAUACUUCUUUAUAGUGGCGAUAUGGAUGCAGUUGUUCCAGUGUCUAGCACUAGAUACUCCAUCGGUGCCUUAAAUUUUACAGUGAUUAAACCUUGGCGUCCUUGGUUAGACGAUGUUGGAGAAGUGGGAGGACAUAAGGUGGUUUACGAUGUGUUGACGUUUGCAACAGUUCGAGGCGCGGGUCAUCAAGCUACACAGUCUGAGCCACUGAGAGCUCUGUCCCUGUUCAAGUAUUUCCUAGCAGGAAAUUAGUAGUAUGAGGGGGAUGCCAUACAUUUCUGAAUCUUCCUACUGCAACCAUUAUUCUUGAAGAAAUAAGAUGGAUUGCUUGCAAUUGUUCAAGAAGUGAAAGUUUGAGAUAACCGUAUCAAAAGGCCUCCCUUUUGUAGCACAGAUAAGCUUAAUUGUGUUUGGUUCAUCUUUUUAAACUUUUAUUUCAGGAAGUUUAUUUUGAAUGCAAACUUUUUGUAAA
Molecule: messenger RNA, 3643 nt
Organism: Rhododendron vialii
Lineage: Eukaryota; Viridiplantae; Streptophyta; Magnoliopsida; Ericales; Ericaceae
Exons: 19
Coding region: 292-3423 (1043 amino acids)
Biological process (GO): proteolysis
Cellular component (GO): vacuole
Molecular function (GO): serine-type carboxypeptidase activity
Source: RefSeq, a predicted model, not a curated record